Molecule: messenger RNA, 2646 nt
Organism: Ustilaginoidea virens
Lineage: Eukaryota; Fungi; Ascomycota; Sordariomycetes; Hypocreales; Clavicipitaceae
Exons: 3
Coding region: 1-2646 (881 amino acids)
Cellular component (GO): cell cortex of growing cell tip; actomyosin contractile ring
Molecular function (GO): MAP kinase scaffold activity
Source: RefSeq, a predicted model, not a curated record
AUGAGCGCCGUUGGCCGCAAUGUACCGUUAUCUCCAGUCUCUUUAGGUGGAAGUGAGUGGUCUUUAUCAAAAUAUCCCUCUCGCGAGGAAGGCGGCCGCGGCAACCUUGCCUCACCCCCCGUCUCGGGAGGCUCCAACGGGACCAUGAGCCUGAAUGGCUUCCCUCCGGGACCCCGAAGCAAUGGAGGCCCUUCGCCCCCGCCGUCCGUAGGUCGAUCGAGUACCGGAACGAACAUCUUUGGAGGAAGUGACGGCGGUCCCAACGGCAGCCGAACCGAACUGGACGAAUCCGUCCUGAUUGAACACUACAUUGCUCUCAAGGCCUUCCUCACCGCCAGGGGCAACGACGCGAGACAGCAGACCAACAAGGCACGCGACAAGCUCCUGCGACUCUCGGCAGUGCAGUUUUUCGAGCUCAGCACCGAUGUUUUCGACGAGUUGCUGCGCCGGCAGGCCAUGGCCAGAGCUCCGCCCAACGCGCCCAACACACCCUCGCAGUUUCUGCUGCCCGAGAAGACGUUUCACCCAAAGAGGAACCAAGCACGCCAGAGGCUCUCUUCCCUGGGGCCUCCCCGAUUUCGCGACCUCGCCGCCGACGUCUAUCACGAGCUGGAGAGACGAUUUCCCAGCUUCGUCGGCAGGGACAUACCGCGAGGAGGGAGCUCCACGUCGAUGCGCAGCGGGCCCAUCAGCCGCAACGGAACCCCCGUCAACGGCAUGUUUCCACCACGAGCUCAGAGCAACAGGCGCCGACCGUCCGAUGCCAGCUCGAUCCGCGGUGGGCCGCCGCCUCCAGACGGGUACGGCUUUCCUGCCUCUCCCAACCCUCUGCACCCCGCAAACCCUGCGAACGGCGAGUUUAGCCGACCCAUGCCCAAGCAACUAAACCAAAACAACACCAUUGUGCCCAACAAGAGCACGAUGCUGGAGGAAGAUGACGACGCGGGUGCCGCAGAGGCCGACAAGAAGGUGACGGAUGACUAUCAAGGGCAGAUUAGGAGCCUGCAGAGUAAACUGGCAGAUAUGGAGGACACGAUGAAGAAAAAGGACGACGAGAUGAAGGCGGCCCUAGACGGCGAACGCUCGAGAGCAGCCGCCGCCGCGAGCCUGGAGAAGCAGGAGUGGAGCAAUGUCCGCCUGGACCUCGAGAGCAAGCUUGCCGAAGCCCAGGACCUAAACGCAUCCAUGAAGCAAGAACUGGACCGCGUGCGAGCCAGCCAGGCGAUGGAGGCCGCCUCCUCCUCUACCAGGUCGGAUGCCGACAUUCAGCGGGAGAAUGAGGAGCUGCGGCAGUCCCUGCGGCAACAGGAGCAGGUCACGGAACAAGUGCGCAAGGAGGCGCAGGAGUUUCUCGAGGAGAUGAGGCUUCUCUCACAGCAGAGUGCCGCCACGUACGACAAGCAGCUGGAGCUGGAAAAGACGAUUGAGGACCUGGAGCGCGAGGUGCGCGACUGGAGAAACCGGUACGCCCGCUCCAAGACGCAGCAAGGCGGCAUGCGGGCAUCGCUGCAGGGCAUCGCCCUGGACCAAGGCGCGGCGGAUUGCCUCCGGGACAAGGGCUUCGUCCAGGACGACGGCGUAAUCAGGGACGUGCACGUCACCAGGUUCCAGAUGUCGAUUGACGAGCUGCUGCGGUCGGCACGCAACGACUCGCCCGAAAAGCUGGUGGCCGCCAUGAAACGGGUCGUGGUCAGCGUCCGUCGCAUUACGAGAGAGCUGGACGAGUCCACGCCGCACGACGACGACGACGACGACGCGAUUCAGCAGCAGGGCAGGCUGAAGGCAAGAGUGUCGUCGACGGCCAACGGGCUGAUUACGGCCUCCAAGAACUUUGCCGCCGCAGGCGGGCUGUCGCCCGUGUCUCUUCUCGAUGCCGCCGCCUCCAACCUCUCCGUGUCCAUUGUCGACCUGCUGCGCGUGGUCAAGAUACGGCCGACACCGCCUGGCGAGCUCGAGGAGGAUGACGACGGGGCCCUCACUCCCGUCGACCCGGCCGGCUUCUUCUCGCCCAGCAGCACUGCCCAGCCGUCUAGACGGGGCAGCCUUCCCCCGCCCCCGCCGUUCCAGGGGCUAGGGGGCGUCGGCCCUCGGGCCAGCGCCGAAUCCUCGACGUACAGCACCAUCAGCUCUCCCAGGGAAUCCGUGGGCCACCCGGGCGGCGGGGCGGCGAGCGGCGGGACGAGCGGAGGAGGAGGAGGAGGAUAUCUUGGCGGCGGCGGCGGUCCCAACGGCUACCACCAUGGUCGACCCGACGACCUCAAGUUGUACCUGGAUGACCAAACUGCGCCCUUGGUGUCCGAUAUUCAGAACCUGGUGAGCUGCGUCCGCGGAGGCGGCCAGAGAAAGCAGAUUGCGAGCCAUGUACUCUCCAUCGAAGCAAUCGUUGGCAACAUGGUGGAUGAAACACGGAAAUGCGGAUACGGCGGCAUGGCGUCGGCACUCGAAGAGACGCGCGACCGACUCUUGGAUGCCAGCCAAAGAGGCCAGGACAUUGCUCGUUCCGGGGCUGGGCAGGACGACCGAAGCUGGCACCUGUGGACUCAGGCCCUGCCACCGAUUGCCUUUGAGAUUGCUCGCGAGACAAAGGAACUUGUCCAGAAAGUAGGCGGGCUUACCCGUGCGAGCUGUGCUGACGAAUUCUCAUGA